This is a messenger RNA of Daldinia caldariorum, 2997 nucleotides long. Its product is annotated as glycoside hydrolase family 35 protein. Gene Ontology annotation, cellular component: vacuole. The record is from RefSeq and is a predicted model, not a curated record. Gene Ontology annotation, biological process: carbohydrate metabolic process. Gene Ontology annotation, molecular function: beta-galactosidase activity. NCBI's taxonomy places the organism in Eukaryota, Fungi, Ascomycota, Sordariomycetes, Xylariales, Hypoxylaceae. Bases 1 to 2997 code for a protein of 998 amino acids. The transcript has 5 exons.
AUGAGGUCGUCACUGUUUCUAGUCGCGACUCAAGCUCUGCUGAGCUAUGCUUUCAGCAGCGGUGGACGGCCUGAUACGCUAAUACGGGACUUUGCCGAGAAACGGAACGCUGCGCAGGAUAUUGUCACUUGGGACAAGCACUCGCUUUUUGUCAACGGCGAGAGAGUGUUGAUCUUUAGUGGCGAGUUCCAUCCAUUCAGGCUACCUGUGCCAUCACUCUGGAUCGACGUCUUAGAAAAAGUCAAAGCUCUGGGCUUCAACUGCGUCUCCUUCUACGUGGACUGGGCUCUCUUGGAAGGGAAGCCUGGUGAGUUCUCUGCCGAGGGUGUUUUCGACCUUAAGCCUUUCUUCGAUGCUGCUCAGAAGGUUGGGCUUUACCUCAUCGCUAGGCCCGGCCCUUAUAUCAAUGCCGAGGUCAGCGGCGGUGGCUUCCCUGGUUGGCUCCAGCGAGUUCGCGGUCUUCUGAGGAGUAGCGCGCCGGACUACCUUAAUGCGACGGAUAACUACAUGUCCCAUAUCGGAAAGAUAAUUGCAGACGCUCAAAUCACGAAUGGUGGGCCGGUGAUAUUAUUCCAACCGGAGAAUGAGUACUCGGGUGCCGGCGAUUAUACGCCUUUCCCGGACGGCUCAUAUAUGGAAUAUGUCUUACAACAGGCGCGGGAUGCUGGAAUAGUCGUUCCUUUUAUAAACAACGACGCGAGCCCCGGGGGUCACAAUGCUCCCGGAACCGGCGAGGGUGAAGUCGACAUCUAUGGACACGAUGGUUAUCCCCUAGGGUUCGACUGCGCACAUCCGACUGUUUGGCCCAAAGGAAAUUUGCCUACGAAUUAUCGAAGCAAUCAUCUCGAGCAGAGCCCGUCGACACCCUACUCGAUAGUUGAAUUCCAAGCCGGUUCAUUUGAUCCCUGGGGAGGUUGGGGCUUCGAGCAAUGCAGUGAGCUUGUGAAUCACGAGUUUCAGCGAGUCUUCUACAAGAAUAACUAUGCGGCGGGUGUGACGAUAAAUAAUCUUUACAUGAUUUAUGGUGGCACAAAUUGGGGUAACCUCGGGCACCCCGGCGGAUAUACCUCAUAUGACUAUGGAAGUGUCAUUAAGGAGGACCGAACCAUCACACGGGAGAAGUACUCGGAGUUAAAACUUCAAGCAACGUUCUUACAAUCCAGUCCUAGCUAUCUUACAGCAACUCCUGGAAAGAGUUCGAAUAACGUCUACAGUGAUAACCCUGAUAUCACUAUUACACCGAUACUAUCAAACAGCACAGAUGAUGCCUCUUUCUUCGUGGUCAGACAUACUAAUUACUCGAGCUUUGAAUCGACGAAAUACAAGGUAAAACUACCAACGUCUCAAGGCACCCUUACAAUUCCUCGAGCAAAUCAGUCGUUAAGUCUCCAUGGCCGAGAUUCGAAAGUAAUAGUUACCGAUUACGAUGUUCAAGGCAGUCGGUUACUUUACUCGACAGCCGACGUAUUCACACAUUUGAAGCAAGGAAACCAAACGAUUCUUAUACUUUAUGCCGGACCGAAUGAGCACAAUGAAUUUGCGAUCGAAAAGCCGUGGAAUGACCAAGUCAAGCAAGUUGAAGGUGAUCAAUCGUACAGUAUCACAAGCAGCGACUCCAAGUUCCUGACCAUAAACUGGGCCACGCCUAAUAAACGAUCUAUCGUCCAUAUCGGCGAUAACCUCUUUGUCUAUCUACUUAAUCGCAACACGGCAUACAAGUAUUGGCUUACGGAUAUUGAGGAUACGAACGAAAAGGUGGUUAUUAAUGGGCCCUACCUUGUGCGUUCUGCCUCUUUGAAGGAUAAUGAGCUACACAUCAAAGCCGACUUCAACGAGUCCACAACUGUUGAAGUAUUAGGCGUUUCAGGGACCAAGGUCUUCAUAAACGGCGCAGAGACUUCAACAGAGUCAUCAGUCUUCGCGACGACUGCCAAUAUUUCCGUCAAUAGCCCUUCUUUUACUAUUCCGAAACUGGAAGAUCUCGAAUGGAAGUACAUAGACUCGCUCCCAGAGAUCCAGGAGGGAUAUGAUGAUUCACUAUGGACAAAAGCAGAUCAUAAAUCCACAGAUAAUACCUACCAGCCCCUCUUUGCUCCUGUUUCGACUUACUCAUCUGAUUAUGGUUUCCACACUGGAGUACUCCUAUACCGAGGCCAUUUCAAGGCUACUGGAAAUGAAGGAAACUUUUCGCUGUGGACACAAGGUGGGAGCGGUUUUGCUGUGUCGGUAUGGCUCGACGACCACCUUCUCUCAUCGUUCGGCGGAAAUCCAGCAAACGCAAGCUAUCAAGGCAAAUAUGAUGUCACUGGCGUUGGACUUGAAGCUGGAACAGAGCAUGUUUUCACCGUGGUCGUAGAGAACAUGGGAUUAAGCGAGAACUGGAUUAUUGCUGAUGAAAUGAAGCAGCCUCGGGGAAUCCUGGGGUGGAGGCUAGAGACUUCCAAGGCUACUAAUACGCCCAUCAGCUGGAAGCUAACAGGCAAUCUUGGUGGCGAAGAUUACCUGGAUCGCGUCCGUGGCCCGUUGAAUGAAGGUGGGUUAUUUAUUGAGCGCCAAGGCUACCACCUCCCAGGCGCGCCAACUGAAUCAUGGGUAUCUCACUCUCCGCUAGAAGGCAUCGGUCUACCGGGAAUUGCUUUCUACUCGACUUCCUUCGACCUUGAUCUACCUUCUGACGAAUGGGAUAUUCCGCUGGCAUUCUCUUUUUCCAACGAUACUGCCACCUCCGGUGUCUACCGGGCUCAGCUAUACGUAAAUGGUUGGCAAUUUGGCAAGCUAAGCAGCAAUAUCGGUCCGCAGACGGUAUUCCCUGUGCCGGAGGGUAUCCUCAAUUACCACGGCACAAACUAUGUCGGCAUCUCGUUAUGGGCUCUCGAACAAGGCGGUGCCAAGAUUCCUAAACUUGAACUCGUGGCUGGAACGCCGGUACUGACGGCAAGAGAGGAAGUUAGGCUCGUGGAUAGCCCCGGCUGGAAAAAGAGGGAGGGUGCUUAUUAA